Molecule: messenger RNA, 1657 nt
Organism: Gekko japonicus
Lineage: Eukaryota; Metazoa; Chordata; Lepidosauria; Squamata; Gekkonidae
Gene: CHN1
Product: chimerin 1
Exons: 7
Coding region: 1-1005 (334 amino acids)
Biological process (GO): signal transduction; positive regulation of GTPase activity
Molecular function (GO): GTPase activator activity
Source: RefSeq, a predicted model, not a curated record
AUGCCAUCCAAAGAGUCUUGGUCAGGGCAAAAAGCUAAUAGAUCUGCUGUUCACAACUCGAAACAGGAGAGCCGUCAAAGAGAUUUAUUGAUGGCAGCUUUGGGAAUGCGACUGGGCUUUCAAAAGUCGUCUGCCACAAUCUGGCAACCUCUUAAACUCUUUGCUUAUUCGCAGCUGACAUCGCUUGUCAGAAGAGCAACUCUGAAGGAAAAUGAACACAUUCCAAAGUAUGAGAAGGUUCACAGUUUCAAGGUUCACACAUUCAGGGGACCACACUGGUGUGAAUAUUGUGCCAACUUUAUGUGGGGCCUCAUUGCUCAGGGAGUGAAAUGUGCAGAUUGUGGCUUAAAUGUUCACAAGCAGUGUUCCAAGAUGGUCCCCAACGACUGCAAGCCGGACCUGAAGCAUGUCAAAAAAGUAUACAGCUGUGAUCUGACCACGCUAGUAAAAGCACACUUCACAAAAAGGCCAAUGGUUGUAGAUAUGUGCAUUAGGGAGAUUGAAUCUAGAGGACUCAAUUCUGAAGGGCUCUACAGAGUGUCUGGAUUCAGCGAACUGAUUGAAGAUGUCAAAAUGGCUUUUGACCGAGAUGGGGAAAAAGCAGACAUUUCUGUGAAUAUAUAUGAAGAUAUCAAUAUUAUCACAGGUGCACUUAAACUGUACUUCAGGGAUUUGCCGAUUCCUCUCAUCACAUAUGAUGCCUACCCAAAGUUUAUGGAGUCUGCAAAAAUCACAGAUCCUGACGAACAGCUGGAAAUACUUCAUGAAGCACUGAAACUGCUGCCGCCAGCACACUGUGAAACGUUACGGUAUCUCAUGGCACAUUUAAAAAGGGUAACGCUUCAUGAAAAGGAGAAUCUCAUGAAUGCAGAAAACCUCGGCAUUGUGUUUGGACCGACGCUUAUGCGAGCGCCAGAGCUGGACGCCAUGGCUGCCUUGAACGACAUCCGUUACCAGAGACUUGUGGUGGAGAUGCUUAUAAAGAACGAAGAUAUUUUAUUUUGAACUACUUGUUUGUGAGGUGGUGCGUGCACGAGAGUGGUUUUAAAAAAUGGACAUUGGCAAAAAAAAAAGUUUCCGGGGAUGAUGAAGGAAUAUUUGGAAGUAAUUGAGCCAGCUGGUGUAGCUGAAUUCCUUAGUGUGAGGUGUUGUUGUAUGGAAGAUGCUUAAUGGCGUUGCUUCUGUGGCUCCAUUCCAGACAAUGCUGGGGAAAAGUUAAAGACAUCCUCUGCUUUCCUGCCCUAGUAGUUUUGGUGUUUCUUCAGGGUACAGGAAACUCGAGCUUGUAUGAUCUGCUCCUCGCUGUCCCACUUUGGCGUGGCUUCUGCUACAAAGGACAACACAAGAACAGCACUGCAUCUGUGCUCUGGAGUAGUCUGUGGUUGUACUUUGGCAUGUUUCACAGUGUAACUCUGUUGUGGAUUCGUUUUUUAUGUUCUGUAUAGGUUUCAGAGAGGGAAGAAGACUGCGGUGAAGCAGAGCCUCUAGCUGUUCAUCCACUGUGUAUCAUUCUCUUUCCUACUCUGCAGGAUAAUUUCAUCUUAGGUUCUGUAACCUCUUGGGGGGUUUUGGUAGUACAUUUUCUUGUGCCAAAAAUUAUUUCGAUUGCCACUUUUUAGGUAAUGCCUUUUCUCAUGGCUCUGGUUGAAGAGGGCGA